AUGGCACCUGUAUUUACAACCGUCUGUUCUCGCAGUCCAGAAGCACUCUUGUCUUUCACAACAAGCACCGCAACUUCGCUUCUUCCUUGUACAAAGAAAACCACUCGAUUCACUCCAAUCACCCACCCACAACACCUUCCCCCACUUGGCGAAUUCAUCGCCACAGUCUUCAAACGUUCCCAGCUACCACCCUGUGUCUGCCUAGUAUCUCUGAUCUACCUCCAAAGACUCAAAAACAGUCUGCCACGUCACGCACGUGGCGACAUCGAUACCCCUUAUCGUCUAUUUCUCGCUGCCAUUCUCACAGCCUCCAAGUUUCUUUCGGAAACCGGCUCCAGCCUCACAAGCCAGGCAAUUGUCGACAUAAUAGACGGUGUAUAUUCCCCCAAAGACGUCAAUCUCAUGGAACGUAGCUUCCUCGGCCUCAUCAAAUACGAUUUGUUUGUAAAUGUCGAGGCAAUUCGUGAUUAUCUAGCCAUGCACGGUAAAUCGCUCGAAAUGGAUCUUAUUGAAGAUGUUCUGGACCACCAAGCCUAA
Molecule: messenger RNA, 537 nt
Organism: Phycomyces blakesleeanus NRRL 1555(-)
Lineage: Eukaryota; Fungi; Mucoromycota; Mucoromycetes; Mucorales; Phycomycetaceae
Product: cyclin
Exons: 2
Coding region: 1-537 (178 amino acids)
Biological process (GO): regulation of cyclin-dependent protein serine/threonine kinase activity
Cellular component (GO): nucleus; cyclin-dependent protein kinase holoenzyme complex
Molecular function (GO): cyclin-dependent protein serine/threonine kinase regulator activity; protein kinase binding
Source: RefSeq, a predicted model, not a curated record